Messenger RNA from Xylaria bambusicola, 1413 nucleotides. RefSeq names its product MFS general substrate transporter. Gene Ontology annotation, biological process: transmembrane transport. The coding region runs from base 1 to 1413 and encodes 470 amino acids. The transcript is spliced from 2 exons. Lineage: Eukaryota; Fungi; Ascomycota; Sordariomycetes; Xylariales; Xylariaceae. Gene Ontology annotation, molecular function: transmembrane transporter activity. The record is from RefSeq and is a predicted model, not a curated record.
AUGGGCCGUGAUACAAACCUCGUCGAAUGGGAUGGCACCGACGACCCCGAAAACCCCCAGAACUGGCCCGUGGCCAAGAAAUGGCUCAUCACCACCAUCCUCUCUACCCUGACCUUCUGUGUUACCUUCGCCAGCAGUGUCUUCAGCUCCGCCACCGAUGCCGCCGCCCACGAGUUCCAUGUUAGCCACGAGGUCAUGGUGCUCGGCUCCAGUCUCUUUGUCCUGGGCUUUGCUCUCGGUCCUAGCGUCUGGGGCCCUCUGUCCGAGCUGUACGGCCGCAAGGCGCCCUUGUUCGUCGGCUUCUUCGUGUCCGCCAUCUUCCAGAUCCCCGUCGCCGUCGCCCAAAAUACCGAGACCGUCCUCGUAUGUCGUUUUCUGGCUGGCGUCUUCGGCUCCUCUCCCAUUGCCGUCGUCGGCGGCGCACUGGCUGACAUCUGGGACAACGUCGAGCGAGGCGUCGCCGUUUGCUCCUUCGCUGGCGCCACCUUCGUCGGGCCCUUGGCCGCUCCCAUCGCUGGGAGCUUCAUCACGGAAUCCUAUCUGGGCUGGAGAUGGGUCGAGUGGCUGACGCUCAUCAUCAUGCUCUUCUUCGGCAUCGUCGCCGUCAUUUUUGUCCCUGAGACGUCCGGGCCCUUGCUUUUGUCACGACGCGCCAAGAAAAUUCGCUUCGAAACUAAGAACUGGGCCGUUCAUGCUGCCUACGAUGAGCAGCAAGUCGAUCUUAAAGCCAUUGUGGUCAAGUAUCUAGCUCGUCCUUUGAAGAUGUUGGUCCUGGAACCAAUCUUGCUACUUCUGACCAUUUACUUGGCUUUUGUCUACGGUAUCCUUUAUUUGUUCUUCUUCUCUUACCCCAUUGCCUUCCAUACCAAGCGUGGAUGGUCCGCGGGUCUUUCUUCGCUACCUUUCAUCAGCAUCAUCAUCGGCAUCAUAUUCGGUGCCUCCUUUAUCGUGUGGUACACGGUGACUCGUUAUACUGCCCUGCAGAAAAAGUACGGCCGCGUAUCACCCGAGGAACGUCUCCCCCCAAUGAUCGUUGGUGGUAUUCUGCUACCAAUAGGACUCUUCCUGUUCGCCUGGACGAGCGACAAGCACAUUAUCUGGGUUCCCCAGGUAAUUGCAGGUAUUCCAACUGGCGCAGGGGUCCUUAUCAUCUUCAUUCAGGGCUUCAAUUACAUUAUUGACGUCUACCUCAUGUAUGCUAACAGCGCACUGGCGGGCAACGCCCUUAUCAGAUCCCUUCUGGGCGCAGUAUUUCCCCUGUUUGCUGGCGCUUUGUACGGUCGCUUAGGAGUUCCUUGGGCGACUAGCCUCCUCGGAUUCAUUUCAGUUGCCUUGGUUCCCGUGCCGAUUACAUUCUGGUUCUAUGGCAAGAGAAUCAGGGAGUGGUCACGCAUGAGCUUGAACAAGGACUAG